This is a messenger RNA of Mustela erminea (ermine), 4441 nucleotides long. It is a transcript of the gene PTPN4, whose product is annotated as protein tyrosine phosphatase non-receptor type 4. The record is from RefSeq and is a predicted model, not a curated record. Gene Ontology annotation, biological process: protein dephosphorylation. Gene Ontology annotation, molecular function: protein tyrosine phosphatase activity; cytoskeletal protein binding. NCBI's taxonomy places the organism in Eukaryota, Metazoa, Chordata, Mammalia, Carnivora, Mustelidae. The transcript has 27 exons. Gene Ontology annotation, cellular component: cytoskeleton; cytoplasm; cytoplasmic side of plasma membrane. The coding region runs from base 117 to 2918 and encodes 933 amino acids.
GAGCCCCCGGGAGCAGCGCGGCGGACGCGCUUCCCCCCGGCGCGCCCGGGCCUCGAGGCUUUUCUUCUCCAGCCGAGGGGACGCGGCUGUGCUACGAAGUCCGAGUGUGGACAGUAAUGACCUCACGUUUCCGAUUGCCUGCUGGCAGAACCUACAAUGUACGAGCAUCAGAGUUGGCCCGAGACAGACAGCAUACUGAGGUGGUUUGCAACAUCCUUCUUCUGGGUAACACUGUACAAGCUUUCAAAGUUAAUAAACAUGAUCAGGGGCAAGUUCUGUUGGAUAUAGUCUUCAAGCAUCUUGAUUUGACUGAGCGUGACUAUUUUGGUUUACAGUUGGCUGACGAUGCCACAGACAACCCACGGUGGCUGGAUCCAAACAAACCAAUAAGGAAGCAGCUAAAGAAACUGCUUUUAUUAAUUCUAGGAGGAUCUCCUUACAAUUUGAACUUUAGAGUCAAAUUUUUUGUAAGUGACCCCAACAAGUUACAAGAAGAAUAUACAAGGUACCAGUAUUUUUUGCAGAUUAAACAAGACAUUCUUACUGGAAGAUUGCCCUGUCCUUAUAAUACUGCUGCCCUUUUGGCUUCAUUUGCUGUUCAAUCUGAACUUGGAGACUACAAUCAGUCAGAAAACUUGCCAGGCUACCUCUCAGAUUAUUCUUUCAUUCCUGAUCAACCUCAAGAUUUUGAAAAAGAAAUCGCAAAAUUACAUCAGCAACAUACAGGUUUGUCUCCUGCAGAAGCAGAAUUUAAUUACCUGAACACAGCACGUACCUUAGAACUCUAUGGAGUUGAAUUCCACUAUGCAAGGGAUCAAAGUAACAAUGAAAUUAUGAUUGGAGUGAUGUCAGGAGGAAUUCUGAUUUAUAAGAACAGGGUACGAAUGAAUAUCUUUCCAUGGUUGAAGAUUGUAAAAAUUUCAUUUAAGUGCAAACAGUUUUUUAUUCAACUUAGAAAAGAAGUGCAUGAAUCUAGAGAAACGUUAUUGGGAUUUAAUAUGGUGAAUUACAGAGCAUGCAAAAACUUGUGGAAAGCAUGUGUAGAACAUCACACAUUCUUCCGUUUGGACAGACCACUUCCACCUCAAAAGAAUUUUUUUGCACAUUAUUUUACAUUAGGUUCAAAAUUUCGGUACUGUGGGAGAACUGAAGUCCAGUCAGUUCAGUAUGGCAAAGAAAAAGCAAAUAAAGACAGGGUAUUUGCAAGAUCCCCAAGUAAGCCCUUGGCACGGAAAUUAAUGGAUUGGGAAGUAGUAAGCAGAAAUUCAAUAUCUGAUGACAGGUUAGAAACACAGAGCCUUCCAUCACGAUCUCCACCUGGAACUCCUAAUCAUCGAAAUUCUGCAUUCACACAAGAGGGAACCCGGUUACGGCCAUCUUCAGUUGGUCAUUUGGUAGACCAUGUUGUUCAUACUUCCCCAAGUGAAGUAUUUGUGAAUCACAGAUCUCCAUCUUCAACCCAAGCUAAUAGCAUCGUUCUGGAAUCAUCACCAUCACAGGAGACCCCUGGAGAUGGGCAGCCUCCAGCUUUACCACCCAAACAAUCAAAGAAAAAUAGCUGGAACCAAAUUCAUUAUUCACAUUCUCAACAAGAUCUAGAAAACCAUAUUAAUGAAACAUUUGAUGUUCCAUCUUCCCCUGAAAAAUCUACUCCUAAUGGUGGUAUUCCACAAGAUAAUCUUGUUCUAAUCAGAAUGAAACCUGAUGAAAAUGGAAGGUUUGGAUUCAAUGUAAAGGGAGGGUAUGAUCAGAAGAUGCCUGUGAUUGUGUCUCGAGUAGCACCAGGAACACCUGCUGACCUCUGUGUCCCUCGAUUGAAUGAAGGGGACCAAGUUGUGCUGAUCAAUGGUCGGGACAUUGCAGAACAUACCCAUGAUCAAGUUGUCCUGUUUAUUAAAGCUAGCUGUGAGAGACAUUCUGGGGAACUUGUACUCCUGGUUCGACCUAAUGCUGUAUAUGAUGUAGUGGAAGAAAAGCUAGAAAAUGAGCCAGACUUCCAGUACAUUCCUGAGAAAGCCCCACUAGAUAGUGUCCAUCAGGAUGACCAUUCCCUGCGGGAGUCAAUGAUACAGCUAGCUGAGGGGCUCAUCACUGGAACAGUCCUGACACAAUUUGAUCAACUAUAUCGGAAAAAACCUGGAAUGACAAUGUCUUGUGCCAAAUUACCUCAAAAUAUUUCCAAAAAUAGAUACAGAGAUAUUUCGCCUUAUGAUGCUACACGGGUCAUUUUAAAGGGUAAUGAAGACUAUAUCAAUGCAAAUUAUAUAAACAUGGAAAUCCCUUCUUCUAGCAUUAUAAAUCAGUAUAUUGCUUGUCAAGGGCCAUUACCACACACCUGUACAGAUUUUUGGCAGAUGACUUGGGAACAAGGCUCCUCUAUGGUUGUAAUGUUGACCACACAAGUUGAACGUGGCAGAGUAAAGUGUCACCAGUAUUGGCCAGAACCCACAGAAAGUUCAUCCUAUGGAUGCUAUCAAGUUACCUGCCACUCAGAAGAAGGAAACACAGCAUAUAUCUUCAGGAAGAUGACACUAUUUAACCAAGAGAAAAAUGAGAGUCGUCAACUCACUCAGAUUCAGUACAUAGCCUGGCCUGACCAUGGAGUUCCUGAUGAUUCAAGUGACUUUCUGGAUUUUGUUUGUCAUGUACGAAAUAAGAGGGCUGGCAAGGAAGAACCUAUUGUUGUUCAUUGCAGUGCUGGAAUUGGAAGAACUGGGGUUCUUAUUACUAUGGAAACAGCCAUGUGUCUCAUUGAAUGCAAUCAACCAGUUUAUCCACUAGACAUUGUAAGAACAAUGAGAGAUCAACGAGCCAUGAUGAUCCAGACACCUAGUCAAUACAGAUUUGUAUGUGAAGCUAUUUUGAAAGUUUAUGAAGAAGGAUUUGUUAAACCCUUAACGACAUCAUCAAAUAAAUAAGAAAACAAAAGUCUAGGACAUGUGUCAGAAAACCGCUUUCUGUUAUAUUCACUGUGCCAUAAUUCUGCUUGCAGGAAAUGGCAUUGAGACAAAACAAAUGAAGAACUAACAAAAACUGAAAACUUCAGCACUGUUGCACUUUAUGUUUAAAAUGUCACUCUCUCAAAAUCUAUAAUUCCCAUGUUUGAAGACUAUUUCAUGCUUUGCUCCGAACAAAUAGUGAAUAACUGAGUAUGUUCAGGGUAAUCUAUGAAAAUUGUGGUGGUGCCAUGCAGUCCCCUUCUGGUAGAAUUGCCACAAACAAGGCUCAGAAUUCUCAUCAUCUCUGUUAUACACCUGUAUCUUGAAAGCAAAAAGAAGUAAACAUCAGAAGUCAGCUCUGGUGUUUCCCAGUGAUUCAUGUACUUAUUACUGUACUGGCUACCAGAUUUUUAUUCUUUAAAUUUUAGCAAUAUCAUUCUCAGUAUUGGCCAAUACACUGCCUCUGGAUGCAGCACAUCUCUCCCUGUACUUCCCCUGUACUCCCCCUGCAGAGGCCUGCUGUCCAUGAGAAGAAAGAUGGAGUUCGCUUUUCCCAGGAAAUGCUGCACAUUGUCCAUUUACCAGCAUCUUAUAGAAAAUAUAAAUAUGAAUCUACACAUUUUCUUGAAUUUAAUAAUGUAACUUAUAUUUAUCAUAAGGUUGGCUUACUCCAAAUCAUGUGAUUUCACAUACUUGUAAAGGAAUGCAUGCAUUGUGUCUUAACCCCUUAAGUGCCUUGAGACGUCUUUGUAUGUCUAAUGAAAAGGCACUCAUUUGACCCCACUAGGAGGUAUGUAUGUAUAUUGUACAUUUACAUUUUUAUGCAUUUUGAAUCAGUUCACAUUUUAAAACAUAGCUUCUUGUAUGACAAGUUACACAGUCAAAAAAGGGUAUGGAAAUUCUAUUUCUUACUCAGUUUUCCUGUAUUUUACAACAAGAAGCAAAAGGUAAUUUGUGUUCUACUGAGUGAGCACUCUGCUGCUCUUUUCCUGAGGACAAGUGUUACAGUUUAGCAGCUCAAGUCAAAAGAUGCUUUAUUACUCAAAUUUUCUAUUUAUUUUAUCCCUACCUUUAGAAAUGACACCUAAUAUGCACAUUAAAGUUAAGCAUAUUCAUAUUUUCAGCUAAAUUAUUUUUAUCACUGUCUAAAUUAUUACUCUAAAACAUUCAGUUUAUUUCAGGCUUUUUCACACUGGUCUGUUGGUUAGGAUACUAUAAACAAGGAAUGAAAUAUUAUUGACUUAUUUCUAAAUGUAAUCCCUUGAUAAUUGAAAUGAGGAUUUUGUUGUCAUUUUUUGCAUACAAUUAUAUUACUCCAGUUUAUAUAUACUUGUUAAGUUAUAAGCAUGUUAAUAUGGAGAGUUUUGAUUGUUCAGCCUGAUGGGGAGGAUCUGAUUCCCUUUAAGGAUUUGUGUAUUUUCCUCUUCAGGAUUUUUAAGUCUAUAGAGAGAUAGAACUUCAAAAUUGCCCAACUUUAAUACAAUUGGAAAUUUGUUCACCUA